AUAAUUAAAAAAAAUACAAAAUAGAUAAUCUUUGUUUCUUCCAUCUUAUUUUUGUUCAUCUCUUUCUCUAUAUUUUCUACCCCUCCUUUCACAUACUCAAACAAAGACCUUCUUUUAUUCAUUCUUUCUCUCUUGUUCUCUCCCAUACAGUUUCUUUGCUGCAAGAAAAAUAUUUUCUACUCGGAAACUGUGACAAUGAAAGGCAAAAAUAACAAAAGCAUUUCCAUUUUCUUUGUUGUUUUCUCCCUAUUCCUCUUUGGUGUCUUCAUGUACAAUGAAGACGUUAAGUCAAUAGCGGAGUUUUCAUUCUCGAGUAUCAAAUACAAAACUCAAGAAAUCCAAGAAGAAAAAUCUGAACCAGACAAUUCUGUUCAAAGAGAUGGCAAAAACUCUGAGGUUAAGGAUUCUGAGGAAAUCCAAGAACCGGUUAAUUUGAAAGACGUUGUGUUAACGAAGAAAAACGAAGGUGAAGAAGAAAAAGAAGAGAAGAUUGUGUUACCUCAAGAAGAUUGUGAUUUGUUUACAGGGAAAUGGGUUCUUGAUAAUGUGACACAUCCUUUAUACAAAGAAGAACAAUGUGAAUUUCUUACUUCACAAGUUACAUGCAUGAAGAAUGGAAGAAGUGAUUCUUUGUAUCAGAAUUGGAGGUGGCAGCCAAGAGAUUGUUCUUUACCGAAGUUCAAACCAAGAGUUCUACUUGAGAAGCUUAGAGGGAAGAGGCUUAUGUUUGUUGGAGACUCAUUGAAUAGGAACCAAUGGGAAUCAAUGAUUUGUUUGGUUCAAUCUGUUAUUCCUCAAAGCAAAAAGAGCUUGAACAAAACUGGUUCUCUCUCUAUUUUCAGAAUUGAGGACUACAAUGCUACUGUGGAAUUCUACUGGUCACCAUUCCUUGUAGAGUCAAAUUCAGAUGAUCCAAAGUUGCACAGUAUAUUGAACCGUAUAAUCAUGCCUGAAUCAAUUGAAAAGCAUGGUGUGCAUUGGAAAAAUGUGGACUACCUUAUUUUUAACACAUACAUAUGGUGGAUGAAUACUGGCACGAUGAAAGUCCUGCGAGGGUCGUUUGAUGAAGGAUCCAAGGAGUACGAUGAAGUCCCUAGACCGAUAGCAUAUAGGAGAGUCCUUGAGACAUGGUCAAGAUUUGUAGAUAAUAACAUUGAUCCAAAUCGCACCAAAGUUUUCUUCAACAGCAUGUCCCCUCUUCAUAUCAAGAGCGAGGAUUGGAACAAUCCAAAUGGAAUAAAAUGUGCAAAGGAAACUACACCAAUUCUCAACAUGUCUACUCCAGUACAAGUAGGCACAGAUCAUCGUCUUUUUGUCAUUGCUAAAAAUGUGACAAAAUCAACAAAAGUGAAAGUGGAUUUUAUAUACAUCACCAAAUUAUCAGAAUAUAGAAAAGAUGCACAUACUUCUGUUUACACAAUACGUCAAGGCAAAGUGUUAACUCCAGAGCAACAAGCUAACCCUGCUACUUAUGCAGAUUGUAUCCAUUGGUGUUUACCAGGGUUACCUGAUACAUGGAAUGAGUUGCUUUAUACACGUAUCGUCUCUCUUUCUUGACCAACAAGGCAACCAUGAAUAGAUAUAUUCGUGACACUUUUUUUGUUACUUUGUUUUUUUCUUCUCUGUUUUAGCUUUUGUUAGUUUUGUCUAUGUAAUUCUUGUAACUUUUUCUUUGGAAUUUUUAUUUUUAGCUUUCUGUUUUUGUUUUGCUGAGCUCUAAAGUAGAGCAAGCACCUCAAUUGUACAAUGAAUGCAGAAUGCAUCAAAAAGAAAAUAAGGUAAUUUACACAUUGUAAGUGACUGAACAUUGGCGCAAUAAUAUUUUUCUUAAGAGCUUGGUUGAA
Molecule: messenger RNA, 1844 nt
Organism: Medicago truncatula (barrel medic)
Lineage: Eukaryota; Viridiplantae; Streptophyta; Magnoliopsida; Fabales; Fabaceae
Product: protein ESKIMO 1
Exons: 5
Coding region: 196-1557 (453 amino acids)
Cellular component (GO): Golgi apparatus
Molecular function (GO): O-acetyltransferase activity
Source: RefSeq, a predicted model, not a curated record